This is a messenger RNA of Liolophura sinensis, 2286 nucleotides long. Its product is annotated as N-acetylneuraminate 9-O-acetyltransferase-like. The transcript is spliced from 13 exons. The record is from RefSeq and is a predicted model, not a curated record. The coding region runs from base 1066 to 2286 and encodes 406 amino acids. Lineage: Eukaryota; Metazoa; Mollusca; Polyplacophora; Chitonida; Chitonidae.
CCGUUCCUGUCUGACUGAUAACUCUGCUGACAAAGCGGUGUGAGCAGAAACCCUAAGUUGUCAGUUCAAACCUCACCUUAGACAGCAUUUUCGAGAUAGGAUGCUCGGAUUUUAACGUCGUACGUAGCAAUUUUUCAGUCAUAUGACAAAGAGGAGUCAUUAGGUGUGUAUACAUAUACUGUGUCCUCUUGUGGCAGAGCGAGUUCAUGCCGCCAUAGUGCUGCCUUCAUGUGGAAAACACCGAACAUUAUACUAACACUGGGACAACCAGUCAGGUUUCCUUGCAAUAACCUCUCAGCGCCAAGCGACACCGCAACGAGUACCAUUUUAAAGAUUUAUCAGUGAUGGAAAUUGUAUCUACUCAAAGUAUUCACUAACGAUGAUUACACUGGUAACGACUGCUACAAAGUCCUUCCGCCUAGCACGGUAAAUACUAGAGCUAACCUUGGAGUUUUUCAUUUACCUAUUGUUACGACUGUAUGCGGAGCAAUGAAUCAUUUUCUAGAGAAAUUCGAAAUUUGUUUUGUGACAUUGGUUGGUUUUCUUAUACCAACCUAAAGGGCAAAGGUCUGACAUUAAGGUUGAACGUACCGCGUGUAUGAUGCAUUUUGGGUGUCACGUUCAUCAGAUUUAAUGAACAGCAAAAUUUAACAUGUUAUCUAAGUAUUUCUUUUUAGACUAUAACAUUCAGAGCACUUAGCAUGACUUAGGAAUGAUGUUCAUACAAAUUUGUCAAAAGGCGAUCGCCUGGGGCUGAAAACAGGCUGCUGAUAAAACAUCCCACGUACAACUAGAGAGGAGGCCAGCAUGAGCUGAAUUCGAACUCACAGCCGCCGUAUUGGUGAGAGACUCACGGGUUAUUGUGCAGCGCUCGGGCGCUAAGUACCUCCGCCACGGAGGCUCCUGAAGAAAUUUGGCCUUGGAGUUUGUUGAACUGGUUGACGGCCUGAAGUGUGAUUAAGAUGCUUUAAACGAGCACUUGGAGUACAACCACAAGAGAGGUGAACUGCACCAACUGAAUGACAUCAUCGAUUCUGAACAGGAAGUGAAGACGAGAUUGACAUCAUGCUUUCCUCGGGGAAAACCAGCUUCUGUUCCGAUCUGAAGGCGCGCGUUCUGCUGGAUUCUCUCGUUAGAUCGGGGUUCUACAUGGUUCCCGUUAUUCUCACCUAUAAUCUAGUAAUACUAGCACAGAUCUCAACAACAGGACAGACGAAGUUUACAAGGCCUGAUAACAACGCGGAGCCUGAGGCGUACAUUACGAAGACCAGCCGGGACAUGUUUUUAUUUCAAGAUGCCAACUUCACUAAGUCUUUGUGGUUUCACCCGCGGAACUGCACUAUGCACAACUACACCCAAACAGACACGAGAACCUGCCUUCAUAGACACGCAACCCAAAUUGGCAGGAGCCAUUUUGUCUUCGCUGGAGAUUCAACCAUGAGGAUUUUUCACCGUGCUUUCAUUUCCCUUGUCGGGGAUUACAAGAAACCAAAACCGAGCACCAAUAGUGGUGCAAAUGACAAAUUAAACUUUACAACCAAAUUCUACUGGAUACCGUUGAUGUUGAGCGGGAUACAAGUAUUGAGGGACGAACUGGGCGAACAUGGAAAAGUGUAUCCUACAUUGAUGGUCUACAGCUGUGGACUGUGGCACAUGAAAAAGACAAAAACACUGGAACAAAUCGAGUACCCUUCAAACUUUUCAGCGAAAUUUUCAAAGGUGCUGCCCUACAUGACAAAGCUAUCACGUAACGCGCCAUUCCUAUGGAUGAAGUAUGAUCCCAUCUGGGACGAAUACAUGACAAAAUGGCCAAGCUUGGUAACGAAGCAGGUUGACACAUACCACGCCGUCAUAGAACAAAAAACGGCAGGGAAAGGAAUUGUCAUUUGGAGGUCCUCGCGGAAAAUAAUUGAGAUGAUUGGCAAGCCAGGCUAUGGUGAACAUGAUGGAAUACACCUUGUUCGUCAGCCACUGUUGCUUAAAUCACAGAUAAUUUUCAACUGGCAUUGCAACCGGUUUCUGGAUUCCAAGGCAGGGCUGUGUUUUGCUGAUCGACCCACCACUCUUGAGCCUCCCGAAAGUUCUCCGGACGUGGCUUUCCCAACAACCUUGGUAAUAAUCGGAUUCUUGACAUUUUUCUGCGUCUUGAUAUGGUCCUAUCGUGUCCACAAAUCAUCACAAACUGACUCUGGUAAAGAGGAAGAAAUCCAAAAUAUACAAAGCUUCUUUGUGUCCGUUGUGAAAUUGUGCAUCAUCAUGGCUUACUUUUACUUGUGCAUGAGGUAA